Molecule: messenger RNA, 3705 nt
Organism: Ciona intestinalis (vase tunicate)
Lineage: Eukaryota; Metazoa; Chordata; Ascidiacea; Phlebobranchia; Cionidae
Source: RefSeq, a predicted model, not a curated record
AGUUCAUGCGACUUCGCCAUUAUUACAGAAUGCAUAAGCGGACCGAGCGUGUUGUACAACGGACAUCGGAACUACACUGAAACAGGUCAAACUUGUCAAAGAUGGGACGUUACGACACCACACAGACCACAACACAUUCCUGCGGAUGGAGGACAUCACAAUUAUUGCAGGAACCCUGACAAUGAUGUUUAUGGAACAUGGUGUUACAUCACCAAUACAAGCGCAUCUACUACGUGGGAAUAUUGCAACAUCACCAAAUGUCCUGACGAUUCUCUUGUUAUUUGGACAAUGUUUAACUCCGCUAAUGGUACAACGGAAAUACAACAGUUUCCAGCUGACCCGGAAAUCGUGAGUCAAAAUAAUCCGUCAAGAAGAAUUUCAAAGAACGUACUACAUACAUCUACACGACAAAACAGCGAAUAUUGGGCUUUGGCGACCGACUCAGUGGGAGGCCGAGUGUUUUUUGCUGACUAUAAGUCUGAACUUCUUGGAGUUUAUUAUGUCAAUCAAAACCGAUCAGAAACACACUACGGAGGAAUGGCACACGGAGUAGAAAGCAUGACGUUUGACUGGCAGAAUCAAAACCUUUACUGGAGCGAUUCGGGAAUGAAAGCAAUUAUGGUGUCUGAAGUUACUAACUUCACACGUUACACGAUAAUUCAGCAGUCAAGCAACAGUGUUCCAUAUGGAAUUGCUUUGCAUGCCACUAAAAGAUUGCUGUUUUACGCACUAUACAAACGUCAAGGGGCUCGGCUUGUGGUCACUGACUUGGCAGGGAAGAAUCCACGCGUAUUGCAACGAUACCCAGACGUUGCGGAUAUUACUGGUCUUACAGUAGACUACGAAGACGACAGAUUGUACUGGUGCGAUUUUACUGGCUAUGGGAGCAUGAUAUCGAGCAGCAAUCUUGACGGAACAAACACAUCUGUCCAAUAUUUUACUGGCGGUUCAAUUUUCUGGGGAAUCGCUACGUACCAGAAUUUCAUCUACGUGACUGACACCCAAACGCGCUACUCUCCCGUACGAGCGCAUUACUUAUGGUGGGUGCCGAAAUCUAAGGCAAGACACAGCACACAUAAUGUUGGACGAUACCGGUUUGCUUCAAAGCCAAGAGGAAUUGGAAUUUACAGCAAAUUUGUUGAAUAUUCAAAUACAGGACUAAAUACCACACUCGGUUCAUGUGGAAGCAGUACGCCACAAUGUGAUCACAUAUGUCUACCGAGGAUCAACGCCACACGAGAAUGUGCGUGUUCUUUGGGCUUCACCCGAAUCAAUGACGUAAAUUGUGUUCAAAAACCACUUAUUGGCACCGAUGCGUUACUAAUGGUGGACUACGGACAAGGAAAGAUAUUUCAAUUACCAAUCAAUCAGUCUGGGUCGUAUAACUUCAGCAUCGUUGAUCUAGGUACACAGCCCAACGCAUACGCAAUGGAUAUCGAUAUGGGAACAGACACUCUGUAUUGGUUCGAUCGAAAAAACUCAACUAUUUUUAAAACUUCAUUGCGAUCUACAUCCAAUUCUCAAGCAAUCGUGACCAAUGUUGCAGUUCGAACCAUGGCAGUGGAUCAACUGAGUGGGAAAGUAUACUUCGCCGAAUCUGACACCGAGUUUAUAAAAGUGUAUGACCCGUAUAAAGAUCUAACUUUCACAGUGAUGAGGGUGCCUAUAGAGAGGGAGAAUGUAUCCCAAAUAAACUCGAUGGCAUUUGACGCGAAAAAUGGGUACGUUUAUUGGACGGAUACAAACGGGGGUAGAACAAACGGAGAGUUGUGGAGAAUGCGUGCGGAUGGCUCAGAAAAGCGAGCAGUGUUAACUCGGCUUAAUUGGCCGUACGGCGUAUUCAUAAGUUACGAACGAAACAGCUUGUUUUUUACCGAAGCAAGAAUGGGAGAAAUCUUAGAAUAUUCGUUAGACUCAAUGAAUCAAAGCUCGCCACAACAUGUUAAUGUUUUCGCUGUUAACUCAAACUUAGCAAGGAGCAGACCUUUCUUUAUCAGCAUGGUAGUACUUGGCGACAUGGUUUAUUUCUACGAUCUAGCAAAACAUUACGUUGAGCAGUUCAACUUGACAAUGGGAGUAACACCAACAACCCAGUUUGGACCCACAAUAUUUUUCAAAGGACGGGAGAUGAUGUUGUACAACAGAGAUUAUUACAACCGUUAUAUAGGGCCGUUAAGUAACCCCUGCGGAAGAAACACAUCAAACGCAUGUUCUGAGUUUUGCUUCAACAUAAAUAACCAAACAGUUUGCAACUGUCAAGACGGUAGCAGUCUUCUAGGAUCAGUGUGUGUAGACAAUGUUGGACGUACAGAUAAUCCCCCAAGAACUGUGGAGCCAUGUCCCGUAGAUACAGAAAUACAGUUACCAUUAUGUGAAAGCACUGUGCCGUUCAGUUGGAACCAGAUAAGCUGGGUGGAUGAUUAUACGCCUGACUCAAGACUGAGAAAAGUACAACCUGCUGGCUCUUCACCGGUGGAUCUCGGUCUUGGUUAUCACAUCUUCAGAUUUACUGCAACCGACGACUCAAGCAACGUUGGAGUGUGUCAAUACGCAGUAACCGUGACCGCUCCUUCGUGUAAUGUUGAUGCAUUUGACAACAGCACCGCAUCUCUAACUUUAAGGCGAACCAGUGUAACGUGUAGCAGCAAUUAUGGUUAUUUUAACGUGACGUGCAGAACACCUGGACAAAACGUAACUUUCGCAUCUUCAAGUUCACCCCAACUAACCGUUGCAUGUUUGUUUGGCGUUUGGAACCCACCAAACUUUCAAGAUAUGCAAUGUUCUGCACCACCACCAACAACGACAACACUGCCACCACCACAACCAAUACCAGCAACAACAGCACCAAGAACGACAGCACCUACAACAACGCCUUCACCUACAACAACGACACCACCUACAACAACGACACCACCAACAACAACACCAACAACGACGACAUCAACCACUACUACAACAACAACAACAACUAAUACACAAACUACAGAUGGAACUAGUGCAACCAACACUAAGCAACCUGUCAACUCUGCAAAUAAGUCAUCACAAGCGUUAACCGGUGGGGCAAAAGCUGGAAUCGCUAUAGCGGUGAUAUUUCUAUUCAUUGCUUUAGUGAUAGGAAUACUGUUGGUAUUGCGCAAUCAAGGCAAUAGAAGUAUUUUGCCACGAAUGUUUUGGAAACAGAGAAGCCCCGAUGCAAUUUACUUAGAAGACAAUCCUAAUCAUAAUAGCUAUAGCGUAUUGCAUUAGAGUGUAUGUGAUGCAUAACACUACCAGAGAUGUACUUCUAAGACCAGAGACUCUGGAACUAUAAGUUAGAUCAGAUUCCAUGCACUAUAAAUUCAAUACAAGUUUUUAAACCUAACAUAUUGUAGGGUGGAGGAAGAUGGGAUAUCUUUAGCGCAUAAUAUCCAAAUAUCCUGAUCGUGAUUAAAACAAUUAACAAUGGUCUAUGGAAGUCGUGAAAAUACGGUUUUAUAAUUCUUCGAAUGUUCAUCGUUUACUACCAAACGGGACGAUAAAUAGAAUGAAACAGUGUCCCAUCUUCUCCCACCCUACUAUAUGGUUUGACAAUUUCGUACGUUCUCUAAAUUCGUAUUUAAUACUAUCAGUAUCCGUAAUUUAUACUACGACAUACAUUCAUAAAAAUUCUUUAAAAGCAAUAACACUUGAAUGCAAAAAUACAUAUCUACGAAACGAUCAAAGUAA